Prunus armeniaca (apricot) is the source of this 471-nucleotide messenger RNA. NCBI's taxonomy places the organism in Eukaryota, Viridiplantae, Streptophyta, Magnoliopsida, Rosales, Rosaceae. The record is from the annotation of a GenBank genome assembly.
AUGGAACGUAGUUCAGUGGAACAAAAACAAGGUGACGCCCCUACUGAAGGCAACAAUGUGGGAACAGAAUGUGUAAUGGACUAUAGUGAUCAAUUCACAACUUAUUCGAUAUUCAAUAGUAGAGAUGCAUUACUUCGAUGGGCUCGUGAACAAGGAAAAUUGAAUAAUAUUGUCAUUGUAAUUAAAAGGUCUAAUUAUGGAGGUGAGGGCAAGAGGAGACCUCGUGUAAUACUUGCUUGUGAGAGGAACGGUAACUAUAAGUCUUGCAAGUAUAGUGAGACAACUGAUAUAAGGUCGGAUGCAAAUAGUGAUAUUAAAAAAUGUGCUAGGGACACUGGUACCAAGAAAUGUGGAUGCCCAUUCUUGUUAAAAGGUGUCAAUAUUGGUGAUGGGAUGAUUGGAAGUUGGAGGUGGUUUGUGGAGUACACAACCAUCUUAUUUCAAAGUAUCUUCAAGGUCAUUCAUUUGUGA